Messenger RNA from Podarcis lilfordi (Lilford's wall lizard), 498 nucleotides. The record is from the annotation of a GenBank genome assembly. NCBI's taxonomy places the organism in Eukaryota, Metazoa, Chordata, Lepidosauria, Squamata, Lacertidae.
AUGGCGCUUUCAAAUUGCCAUCCUGGAUAUGAAUCCGUCUCCUCUCCGGCGACUCCGGACUCGCCGUUUCCACGUCCCGUCCACAAAAAACGGAGCAUUUCCAGCCCCGCUUCCCGCCCUCGCAGGCCGAGCUUCGCAGCGCGCCGAGCAAACUUUUCCGGCCUCCCGAGCCGGACACUCCCGGGGCUCAAUUGCAGCCAACGCCGCCGCCUUUCCCCGGCAGCGAGCACCCCCAGGCCGCCCCGAGAUUGGCGCUGCGGCCCUCUGCCAAGCCAAGGCCGCCCCGGCCCCUCUCUGACCCGGCCUCCCGUCAGGCAGCAGCCCGGUCCCCGCGAGGCCGAGGCGGCGAGGAGGCCUGGGGUUCUCCCGAGAGGCGGCUUGUUGUGUCUGCUCCUCGGAGAGGCCCGGAAACCUCCAGGCGGUGGAGGAGGCCUGAGGCGCCAAAGCGGCAAGGAAGAGGCCUCGGAGGAGGGCGCGCUGGAAAUGGGGGAGGCCUGA